CUUCACGGACACCGUGCAAGUUCUAGCCAUCAACUUUCAAGUCAUGGCAUGCCAGAAAACGUUCAAACAACACUUCCUGAUGGUGAAACGACCGUGAUGACUACAGAGCAGAUCAUUUCAUUCUUUCACGGCGAACGUACUAAUAAUGCUAAUCAAGAAAUAGCUGAACCGCCAAUAGCAAACCUAUUCGUUGACAUGAUGCAAGAUUUUCAGGGUCUAAUAGUGAGAUUUAGUGAAAAUCGUCUACGGAUAAUCCAUGAACAAAAGUUCAGAGAUUUGACAUAUAAUGAGAUGGCGAUUUACGAGAGAAUUAGGCAUCGUCGACCCUACUCACCAGAUGCUUAUCGAAUACCGCCAGUCACAUAUAGAUAUCUGGAUAUACUGAUGCAAGACGGGAUACAGACUGGAAUAGCGAAUAGCAACGAAGUUAUGGUCGACGUAGCAAAUCACAGCAGAAACGUUUAUCCUAGCCAUGGUGGUCAAUUGCAUCGUUUGACUGAGUGGGAAGGGCAUGAAUUUAAGCAGUUUUACUGGCAUUUUGCAACAUUUUGGAGAGAUAUGUGGGUCGUGCAGGAGCUGUUUCCUAAAGGCGAAAAAGAAGAAAGACAGGCUCAGAAGGAGCAACGGUAUUAUUCUAGAUAUGUAGAUCCGGGCAGGUUUUCUUAA
Messenger RNA from Belonocnema kinseyi, 666 nucleotides. RefSeq lists its product as uncharacterized. The record is from RefSeq and is a predicted model, not a curated record. NCBI's taxonomy places the organism in Eukaryota, Metazoa, Arthropoda, Insecta, Hymenoptera, Cynipidae. The transcript is spliced from 6 exons. The coding region runs from base 49 to 666 and encodes 205 amino acids.